AUGCUGCGGGAUUCCUCCUACGCAGCAGUUUUCGCAGUAGCGGCGUCGCUGCUGCUGCUGCUGCCACUACUACUGCUGCAGGGCCUGCAGGAUGCCUCCGCUAUGCGCGUUUGCCGCAGCGGCUAUCGGGGGGCCCUAAGGCCUGGGCCCCCCCUCUCGCUGGGGUUUCUCGUGGUAUUCCCACCUUCCGGUGUAUCCCCAGUCCACAGUCGUCGCCAGCAGCUGCCUAACCCCCUCAAGACGGUAGCUCGUUUCGGAGCAACUGCGGGGAGUUCCGCAAUCUCGAGCGAGGAAGGGCCCCCCGGGGGGGGGCCCCAGGGGGCCUUGUCGGAGCGGCUGGACAGUGCGGCGAAUGCGCGCCUCAGGAAAGCCAUAUCCGCAGCAGAAAAAGAACAAGAUCCAAUCGUGUGCAUCAGCGCGAAGGAUCAGGAUGCAGAAACAGCAGCAGCUGCUGCUGCCUCCGGGCGCCUGACAGGAACUCCAGACUCGCUCGCAGAGGCUGCUCGGACCUUCCACCUCGGAGGGCCUCUAGUGAAGGGCCCCUUGGCAGGAAGGGGCCCCCUCGGGGGCCCCCAGGAGCAGCCAAAGAUGAGGCCUGGGGGCCCCCUGGAGGCGCUUGCGCUGACUAUGCAGGGAGGUCUUGAGAGGGGAGGCGUCUGGCUGCGGCGAUGGCCUAGAGACGAGGAGAGGGUUCUUCCCAUCCUUCUCUCAAGAUUGGAAGAAAAUGCUGCUGUUACCCUUGGACAGAAGACAGUAAUUCAGCUGCCCGAGGCGCAGCGCAUGAGUUUUGUUGAAAGCAUACGCUCCGUGAGGGCCGCAGCAAUCGUGUUAGGGUAUGCCGAUACAGAGGAGGACGCGGUGGAAGCAGCAACAGCAGCGGGUGCAGCGAAAGCAGAGGGAGCAGGAGGAACGCCAGCGGAAAAUAUUGUCUUGGUGGGGUUCGCUGCCGUUGCUGAGCCUAUCGAUGUACAGUUCCUUGACUCGAGCGGGGAGGUCGGUCUGAGGAUUGUGGGGAGAAUUAAAGUCCUCGGGGUGCAGGAGGCGGACGAAAAGGGCUUUAAAGUGCGGGCGGUGCCGUGGUGGGAUGAGCCGAAAGACUUUGAAAAUCCUUCAGGAGUGCGCGAGACGCUGGGGGCGCUGCAUUCCCUCUACGAUCGCUGCAACAAGCUAGAACUCAAAUACAGGCAGCUGCAAGGGCGCUUCAAUCAGGCCCAUUUAGUGUCGCUCCGCCCCUCGCUGGGCUCAACAGUGUCUGAGCACCUCGCGGAUUUGGAGUCACCCUCAGAGCAGCAGAUUGCCGAGGUCGUCUCGUUCUGUGCGUUGGAUCACCAUCUGGAUGCUCGAACCCGGUGUUGGGCUAACUCUCAACAAGACACGGAGGUGCGCCUCGAUUUGGUGCGUCGCGCACUGGAGGCCAAAGUGGCGAAGCUGCAAGCCGAGAUUAAAGGCCUCAGAGCCAUGCAGCAAAUCCCCGGAGCGGCUGCUGCCGCCAGUGAAGGGGGGCCUCCUCUGCACCCAGCAGCGCCGCUUGGCAUACACCGGGAAGAUCCUGAGGAUAUUUAUGCCGGACCACCAGCCACCUAUGGCUAG
Molecule: messenger RNA, 1590 nt
Organism: Cyclospora cayetanensis
Lineage: Eukaryota; Apicomplexa; Conoidasida; Eucoccidiorida; Eimeriidae
Exons: 5
Coding region: 1-1590 (529 amino acids)
Source: RefSeq, a predicted model, not a curated record